Menidia menidia (Atlantic silverside) is the source of this 402-nucleotide messenger RNA. Lineage: Eukaryota; Metazoa; Chordata; Actinopteri; Atheriniformes; Atherinopsidae. The record is from the annotation of a GenBank genome assembly.
UUGGAUGAUCGGUCAAAGAUUCUGACAACCAGCGGGGAGAAGCGCGACGCCCAGCCGGGGUGGGAGCGCAGGAGGCCGGACAGAUCUACUGGGCUGCAUCGGAGAGACGCACCAUUAGACAAGGGAGAGCCAUGCCUCACAGCGCGGGUCGAUCAGCGCAUGAAUAGGCAAUCUAAGGACGCAGCUGAUAUCCUGCAGUGUGGCAUAGCUUACCCAUAUGGCUCCUGGACAUCGUUUGCGGGAAUCUCACCGGCAACCUUUGACCUGGCCGGCCUCGGCGGCAUCAGCACGUACCUGCCCACCUGCGCGCGUGGGCUCAGCGGGCAGCGUAACCUGCUGUGUGAGCGCCAUCUACAGAGUGGAGCUGCGCAUAGGCGGCCAGGGAUGGUGCUGGCCUUCUGA